Molecule: messenger RNA, 2584 nt
Organism: Arabidopsis arenosa
Lineage: Eukaryota; Viridiplantae; Streptophyta; Magnoliopsida; Brassicales; Brassicaceae
Source: the annotation of a GenBank genome assembly
AAUUCCAAGCCAAAGAUAAGUAUCAAACAGUUAAAUCUAAGUCUUAUAUAGAUAAUGUAUUUGACUAUUUGGUAGAUGGGCAACCAUUUACAAUGAAGAAGAGUCUCACUUUACUCAUCCUCCUCCUCUGUUCUCUCCUCUGCUCCACCGUCUUGAGCAACCUACUCGCCGAACCGGUCCAACCCAACACUGUACCGGCAUUCCCCGUCGAAACCCAAGCUCAAAGCUGCCGACUUGACCUCUCCAACGAGCUCUUUGGUGGUGUCAACGAAGCUUGCGGAAGAAACCUUGACCGGAGUCGAUGUUGCCCUGUUUUAGCCGCUUGGCUCUUCGCAGCUCACGCUCGCUCUGCUCUCCAGCUACCAGCUCCUGCUCCAACGCCGGAAUCUUCUGACCCCGACGAACCCAUGAAGCCUGACGACUCACAGAAGUGCGUCAACACAUUGCAAAGUGCGCUUUUGAUCAAACAAAUCAAAAUCCCUCAGCCUAAUUCAAGCUGCGAUGCAAUCUUGUGCUUCUGUGGCAUUCGUCUCCACCAGAUUAGCUCACUCUCUUGUCCUGCCGCUUUCAAUGUCUCCUCCGGCUUAAAAAACGCAACUCCCACCGCCGCCGUGAAGAAUCUUGAAAAAGAAUGUCGGAAUUCUUCUUACUCCGGUUGUACCAGAUGCCUCGGUGCUCUUCAAAAGCUAAAUGUUAGAGGAGGAAACAAGAAGACAACAACAGAGAGAGGGAGUAAGAUGAUGAGCAAAGACUGCAAGCUCAUGGGACUCACAUGGCUACUGGCUCGUAACAAAACGGCAUACAUUCCCACCGUUUCAGCUGUGUUAAGAGCCAUUAUGUAUAGUCCACACCCACCUCACCUAAACAAGUGCAGUCCUGACCAAGAGAACAUGCCUUUAGCCGUUGACUCUCUACAAUUAUGCUUUGUGUUAUUCCCGAUUGAUCUAAAAGCAGAUAUAGUUGAUCGGAUACUAGAAUGGGAGGAGGAUUUAGAGUUUUGCAUUUGUCAGCUUCCUCUUUAUGGAAUCCAUUCCACGACCGGUGCUGAUCCAUUCUAUUGGAUGCGUGUCAUUCUUGCGUCCAACCGUGGAACUGUCAUGGAGCUUGGUAUUACUCCUAUUGUCACAUCUGGACUUGUGAUGCAACUCUUGGCUGGUUCCAUGAUUAUUGAGGGAAUCCUAAUAAACGGACAAUUUCCUGGACCGGAGAUUCGCUCACUCACCAAUGACAAUUUGGUCAUCAAUGUUCACAACGAUCUAGACGAGCCCUUUCUCUUAUCUUGGAAUGGAGUGCACAUGAGGAAAAAUUCGUACCAAGAUGGAGUGUAUGGGACGACUUGUCCAAUCCCACCAGGCAAGAAUUACACUUAUGACUUUCAAGUCAAAGAUCAGGUCGGUAGUUACUUCUACUUCCCUUCCCUCGCAGUCCAAAAACUGGCCGGUGGUUAUGGCAGCCUCCGUAUCUACAGCCUCCCUCGCAUCCCCGUCCCUUUCCCUGAACCCGCAGGAGAUUUCACCUUCCUCAUAGGCGAUUGGUAUCGACGUAACCAUACGACUUUAAAGAAAAUUUUGGACGGAGGACGCAAGUUACCGACGAUGCCUGAUGGGGUUAUGAUCAAUGGCCAAGGAUUAAGUCAUCAGCUUAAGCUCAUUGAGGUCGAGGGAACCCACACGGUCCAAUCCAUGUACACCUCACUCGACAUUCAUGUUGGUCAAACUUACUCUGUCUUGGUCACCAUGGACCAACCUCCCCAAAACUAUUCCAUAGUCGUUUCCACAAGAUUUAUCGGGGCAGACGUUGGGGUGGGAUCCACUCUCCACUACUCCAACUCCAAAGGCCAUAAGAUUGUCCCUUCUCGAGCACCCGAUCCAAAUGAGAUAGAAUGGUCUAUCAAACAAGCCCAGUCCAUUAGGACCAACCUAACUGCGUCCGGGCCAAGGACCAACCCUCAAGGCUCAAAGCAACGCUAUGCCAUAAACGGUGUAUCGUUCGUGCCUUCGGAUACUCCACUGAAGCUGGCGGAUCAUUUUAAGAUAAAAAAUGUUUUUACAGUCGGAAGCAUCCCUGACAAGCCGAGAAGAGGAGGAGGAAUGAGGCUAGACACGGCAGUGAUGGGAGCACACCACAAUGCUUUUCUUGAGAUCAUCUUUCAAAACCGCGAGAAGAUAGUCCAAAGUUACCACCUCGAUGGAUACAACUUUUGGGUUGUCGGGAUCAAAAAAGGAAUAUGGUCACGUGCGAGCAGACGAGAGUAUAAUCUCAAGGAUGCUAUUUCUCGCUCCACUACUCAAGUAUAUCCAGAAUCUUGGACAGCUAUAUAUGUGGCAUUGGACAAUGUGGGGAUGUGGAAUCUAAGGAGCCAGUUCUGGGCGAGACAAUACUUAGGUCAACAAUUCUACCUUCGAGUUUAUUCUCCAGUUCACUCUCCCAAAGAUGAAUACCCUUUGCCCAAAAAUGCUUUGUUGUGUGGUCGGGCCUCCAACAAAAACAUGUCGCUCAUCACUCCUUAGAUCCUGUUGGCAUGACUUGGUUCAUAUACCAAUCAUAUCAUAUUAAUUCUAUUAGAUAAACAUAAAAUAUGAGA